Molecule: messenger RNA, 1293 nt
Organism: Entamoeba dispar SAW760
Lineage: Eukaryota; Evosea; Mastigamoebida; Endamoebidae
Exons: 1
Coding region: 1-1293 (430 amino acids)
Source: RefSeq, a predicted model, not a curated record
AUGUCAGAUCCAGCUGUAACUGCCGAUAUUUUAGAAUACAUUGAUUAUAUCAUACAACAAUGCAAAGAUGAUACUCAUUAUGAAAAUAUUAAAUCCUACUUAGAUUAUGUGUUUAAAUGUAGAGAUGAAAUGAAAUGGGCUGAAUUCGAAUAUUGUAUUUUAUUCCCAUUUAAUGUCUUAAAAAUGAAAAGUAUAAAAAUAAUGAUUAAAUAUCCAAAGAUUGGAGACCACUCAAAAGUAAAAGAAUAUCUCCAGUCUCUUAAUGAUGGAGGGAAGAAUUCAUUUGAGAGAAAAGUACUUUUUCUUCCUCUUUCUGUUCCAAAAUAUGCAGUUAUUGAAUCAACUGAAGAAAUUAACAAAAGACCAGAAUGGUUCAAUGUUGUUAAUCAAAUAUGUGUUGAUGAACUCCCAACCAAUAAAUGCAAUAAAAUUACUUCAUUUUUUAAGAAUAUGUGUCCAUCUCUUGAAUAUGAUUCAAUGUCUUGUGUUACUUUAACUCAGAGAAUAUGUCAGGAACACACAGACUGUAAGAAAGCAAUUGAUGAACUAUUAAAACAAAAUUCACAAAGUCUUGUGAAUAUGUUUGAAACAAAACGAAAUAAUGGAAAAAGUAUUAAAGAUAAAUAUGAAAAUGAUACAACUAUUGAAGAUCAAUUUGAACAGCCACUGACUGGCCCUAAAAGAGAACGAAAAGUAUGUUUAAUUAGAAUGGACUAUGAUAUUGUAAGUAAGGGAAUUGAACAACGUCCUCUAGAAAAAAGAGGUAGUGAAAGUCAAAUAGACCGAAACAACCAAAUAACCUCUCAUCAGUUAAAUAAUUCCCUACAUCAUCCCGAUUUUCAUGAAGCUCCAAUUCAUUUAUGGAAUCAACCUAUUACUAAUAGAAUGACACCUUCUCUCCCGAUCAGAGAACCAAUAAUUCACAAAGAACAAGAUAGAAUUUUUGAACAACAUCAGUCUAAUGUAUUUGACCCUGUACCGUAUACUUCAUUUACUCCAAUAACCAAUGUAGAACAAUAUCCUUUUUAUCCUCUUACUAUGGAAUUUUCACCAAUCCCAUCACAUGAAAGACCAAUCAAAGAGUGUGCCUUAUUAAAUGACUAUGACUUUAAACGAUAUUAUUCUGCCCAAACUUCACAAAAUGGUGUAGAACAGUUAGCACGAUCACAUCGUUUAGAAUCUGAAAUAAUGGACAGAAGGCGGAAUCGUCAAAAGGAAACAUUUAACUCAGAAGAAAAAAUUAUUGACUUAACACAAUCCUUUCAGCCUUCACUCUCUGGAAUAUUACAUUGA